ACAAAGAGCUGCAUUAGUUCUCACUAAACGGAACAAAAAUAACAUUGUGUUCCUAAAUGGGAGCUUGUGAACAAUGAGAAACCAGGCAGGCUCCAGUCGCUGAGACUCACUGCUCUGUUUUCUUGCCCUGUCUCUCUUCCUGUUUCAGGGCUGUUCUACUUCCCUCUCCCACCACUGCCCCCUUCUCCUCCUCCUCCUCCUCUUCUUACUCCUCCCCCUUCUCUUUUUGCUGCUGCUAUACCUUUGGCUGUGUUUGGGCUAUGGUGCUGACACAAACAGAGGAAGAUAUCAUCAUCAACAUCAUCCAGAUGUGGCGCUCUGGUUGCAUAGGGGGCUAAGGCUGCGAACACCAGCAUGGGAGCUAAACAGAUGAAAUGUCUUAGCUCUGCCAGCCCUGCUCAUUCUCCUAAAGACGAGUGCCCCAUCACUCAGUCCACUGACACCAGUAAAGAAGAAGCAGUGCAUGAUGAGACUAAGGACCACAGGGAAUCUCAGGAAGACAAAUCAGAGCUGACACAGAGGAAAUCUGUCACAGAUGAGGUGCCAUUCUGCGGACUGUGUCCGUCCCUCGGGCAAAUUAAUGAGGAAGAGGAGGAGCCAAAGUCCUGGGAGGAGCAGCUUGAUGUUCACCAGGAGCAACUGGAGAAAGAGAUGCAGGAGGCCAGGAGGAUGGUGUUCCGACUACAGGCUCUCCUGCUGCACGGCUCCCUCCCUGAGGAGGACCAGGACAGAUCUGUGAGCUUUGGGGAUGGCAGAGCUAACCCUGAACAACAGCUGGUUCUAAUCCGCAGUAGGUUGGACCAAAGCACAGAGGAAGCCCUUGAUCUCAAGAGGGAGCUUCUAAGACACAAACAGGAGGCACGCCAGAUUCAAGCCAUCAAGGAUGCUCUGCAGAGGCGUCUGGCAGUGCAGGAGGACGCUGUAUUGCAGCUAAAGCAGGAGCUUCUCCGAUGCAGCAUGGCCAAAGAACAGCUGGAGGGGGAAAAUGCAGAGCUUCACCACAAGUUGGAAGAACAGCACAAAUUACUGAGUGAAUAUGAGCAGCGUGGGAGGAAGGAGCGAAUGCAACAGCAGCAGCAACCAAAACUUGAUGAGGGGCAACAUAAGGCACAUGAACUCAGCCUUGCACGGGGUGAGGAGCUUCAACUGGUCAGGGAAGCACUCCGCAGUUUAAGGGAUGGUUUUUCAGGCCACGACCCUCAACACCACACCCUGGACACUCUAGAGCAGGGUGUGUCCAGUCUUGUGGACCGGUUACACACUCUCGAAACACAACGCAGACAGGACAGAGGGGAGGAAUUUAAAUCACCGGGUCGCAGAGCAGACUCGACAGACCGCGACUCCUGGCCACCAAGCUCAAAAAUGGCGCACUCACACAGCAGCCCAGGUUUAGACACAACUGUCUCAACAAAAGUCCUUUACUUCACCGAUCGCUCUCUUACUCCUUUUCUGAUUAACAUCCCCAAAAGGCUGGGUGAAGUGACGCUACGAGACUUUAAGGCGGCUGUAGACAGACAAGGCAGUUUUAGGUACCACUUCAAGGCCCUUGAUCCAGAGUUUGGUACAGUAAAAGAAGAGGUUUUCCAUGACGGAGCAGUGGUACCUGGCUGGGAGGGUAAGAUCGUAGCAUGGGUGGAGGAAGACCAUGGAGAGAGGAGGUAAUGACAAAGAAACUUCCACCAGGAGCCUCUGUUGUUCUCACUGGACCAGGAUCCUACUGAGGAAACACGUAUAACCAUAAUGGAUUGUACUGAUAAUAUCAUGUGACAUAGCUCUAUGAUGUGAUAAGUGAAGCCGGGGGGGAGCGAUUGAAACAGCAGUUAGCCACCUGCUGAUUUUAAAAGUGCCUGUGAAUGAUGGUCUAAGUCAAUGGGAAAAGUGUGCGAAGAUGAGAAUGUAAAACAACCAGAACACCUGAGUUGAACUGAAGGAAACAAGGCACAAAAACAGACAAAAACGGAUGUAAACUAAAUUGCACUAAUACAUAUUGAGCCAAUGGACAUGAUCAAAGUGGAAAAGAAAUUCUAAAUCAACCAAAACAGUUAUAAAUGUGAAAUUCUAAUAAGCUCAUUAAAAGCCAAUAACUCAAUAGAUUUGAGCAAGUAAACAUUCUGUAGUCGAGGCCAAAUGUCCCCAGACCAAUGCUACGUGACUGCUACCAGGUUGCACAAAAGAAAGUUAUCAUUGUGAAUAAUGUCUAUUGUGCCUCAAGGCACAGGUUUGGGUGAGUCUAUUAAAAAAAGAAAUGCCUCUAAGAAAACAGCAGAGGAGACUUUCAGAAAAGUAGUUAAAGAAGUUCUCACUGGUGGUUCUUACGUCCCAAGAUCACCCCGCAUAAAACCAGGCACCCGCUGAUUCAUUGAUGGAGUGAGUUGUAUUUGUACACACUUUAUCUAUGCUUUCAUGUCAUCUAACUGUUUUAUUUCAUCAGGUUUAUCAGCAGACCAUAAAAAUGUAAAAAUACUAUCUGACAUGAACCAGUCUGUGGUGCCAAACAGGAUGAGUACAUCUCAAAUAGAUGACCUAAAAACAACAGUAUUUAAAACACACACACACAACGUUGAUUCUACAGCACUGUACCUCCAACCCUGCAGCAGAUGAGCUACAGCAGCUAAAGACCCAGCAGGUGUCACUCUUUCUACUUCUACUGUGUCAUCUUAAAUUAUUUACAUAAUUAAGACUUUUAAGUAUUUAAAAGAAAACAAGGUAUUAAAAUGGCACUAAAACUUUUUAAAUGGGAAUAUACAAGUCCUAUGAAUGUUUAUAGCACACACUGAGAAAAUAAAGAUUUAACAAAAGAUUCCCUCUGAAUGUCAUGAAUGGGUCUUGACAAGUCAUAAUUUCACUAUGGGCUGCAGAAGUUUGCAAAAUGAAGAAGAAAAUAUCCAGAACAAAAACACAUGUAAAAUACAAGCUUGUGUUGAGGAAAUUUUUGUGAACUAGUAAAAAAUACACAUUUUUAAAUGAUGAAAAUGGAAUCCAUUGACACCAGAAGAACCCUUUUAUAUACAGUCUGUGCAAAUGCCAAAGGAAUUAUUUGUUCCAUUACAUCACUGGGGACCAAUGAUAUGGCACUUCAGUCUGAAAACAGUGUUUAAACUUUUCAUGUUUUAUAGGAAAAAAAAAUGGACAUGAAUGUCAACUUUUGUUGGUUAUUUGCAUAUUCAAUGUUUAGCAAAUACAUCGAUACAGGGAUCUACCAAAAACUAGCCAGAAUUACUACAGUGAUUUUCAUUUUUAAUUUGCCUUUAUAAAAUGCAUAAUAAAAAAACUGCUUCUCUGGGAGUGUGCAAACAUGUAAAACUUCAAUGUAUCAAGGUAUUGGAUGGCAUUUUUAACUGGCCAAACACGGGCAUUGUUCUAAUAAAGGUGAUUUACUGCAUGAUUCA
Cynoglossus semilaevis (tongue sole) is the source of this 3389-nucleotide messenger RNA. RefSeq names its product DIX domain containing 1a (gene dixdc1a). The coding region runs from base 355 to 1662 and encodes 435 amino acids. The record is from RefSeq and is a predicted model, not a curated record. NCBI's taxonomy places the organism in Eukaryota, Metazoa, Chordata, Actinopteri, Pleuronectiformes, Cynoglossidae. Gene Ontology annotation, cellular component: cytosol. Gene Ontology annotation, biological process: canonical Wnt signaling pathway. The transcript has 15 exons.